CAAAACUGACAGCCAUGGCUGCUCCCAUCAGGGCAUCGCCGCCUCUUCUUCUCACGGCGAUCGUCCUGCUGGCGACGCUGCUUCUCGCCUCCGCCUCCUUCCCGUCUGCUCUGGCAGCUUACGAUGAUGUCCCUCAAGAAGAGGGAGCUGGCUACGCGCGCUUCUGCCAGAAGCACCACUGCGGCGGCCGGAAGCUCCAGCAGGUAGCCGACCCCCUGCGGUCGACGCCGCCGCCUCCGGCUCCGGGAGGCGGACCUCCGAUCGGGCCUGCUCCGACCGUCCCCAUUCCGCCGCCACCGCUGCCGCCGUCGCCGGGGGUGUGACGACAGCUCUAGAUCGGUCGACGUCCACCAUCAGAUCGACUUGAGAAAUAAAGUGUGUGUUCUGAACUUCUGAUUCUGACUUCUGAGCUGCGAUUAACCCGCGACCGCGGGCCGCCGUCGAGGCUAGUUAAUCCAGUACUGCGUUUCAUGUCAUGUAUUAAUAAGCUUGGACGGUGCGAUCCGUCGCAUCGAGAACACUGUACACGUGCUUAAGUUAUUUGUGCGCGUAUGCUCUGAG
Molecule: messenger RNA, 561 nt
Organism: Panicum virgatum (switchgrass)
Lineage: Eukaryota; Viridiplantae; Streptophyta; Magnoliopsida; Poales; Poaceae
Product: basic salivary proline-rich protein 4-like
Exons: 2
Coding region: 15-323 (102 amino acids)
Source: RefSeq, a predicted model, not a curated record